GGCGCUGGUGGAGCUCUGAACUUUCACAGCGGAGCGUUUAGUCCUCGUUGCUGUGAGGAGACAACUUGGCGAGCAGCCUUCUCCCUCCGUUAAAGCUGCGGGUCUGACGGCGUAGCCGAGACAGACAGACAGACAGACAGACAGACGGACGGAAAGACAGUGAAGGACUUUGAUUUUUACAUCAACCGGAGCGACUUCCACCAAGUUUUUCGGGGCAUUCUGCGAAGACUCUUCACGCUGGAGCUUGGAGGUGGCUUCCUGCAGGACCAUUUAUGGGGAGAAAACUCUUGGUGAAAAACAGAACAAACGUCAACUCAUCCACUUACACCCGAACGGAGGCUGCAGGAACGAGCAAAAUGGCUCAAAGAUCCUGCAUUGCUUUGAUACUUCUUGCAUUAAGUGGCCUGACGUCUGCAGGGCCAUUGUCUCGCAGUCCGUGUGAGCUGCUGCCGGUCGGGUCGGGACACCCGGUGCAAGCCAUGCUGAAGAGCUUCACUGUGAUGUCGGGCUGUUCAAGCAAAGGCACCAUGAGCCUGCCUCAGGAGGUGCAUGUGAUCAACCUGAGGGAACAUGCUGCAGAAGGCCCAGACGGCUCUCCAGAAAGAGUUGAGCUGCAUCUGAAGCCCAUCCAGUCCAUGCGGCAGCACCAGAAGCCUUUGGCCUUUGUGCUAAACUCCCCCCAACCUGUGAUGUGGAAUGUCAAGUCAGAGAACCUGGCCCUGCGCAUCAGACAUACCUUUCAUGUAUCACAGGGCUCCCAGGUCCAGUAUAAGCAGGCAAACCUCUCCCUCAACACUGAGAUCCUGCAGGAGACCCUUCCCCAAGGCAAUGAGGACCUCCUCAACUGGGCCCAGAAGGAGUACAGGGCAGUCACCUCUUUCACUGAGCUCAGGAUGACUCAAGCCAUCUACAUCAAAGUCGGAGAAGAUCCAGUUUUUUCUGACACUUGCAAGAUUGACAACAAUUUCCUGUCUCUGAACUACCUGGGCAGCUACAAGGAGCUCCAGUCGUCAAGGGGUUGCAUCCUGUCUGUGCCUGACAAGGACAGAGAAGUCCACAUCGUUGAGCUGCAAGCUCCGAACUCCAGCAGAGCUCUCCCGGUGGAUGUCACUGUGGAUCUAAGGCCUCUCAAGGAUGAUGUCUUGGUGUUUCGAGAUGUCGUCUUGGUGCUCAAAUGUGCAAAGUCCGUCCACUGGGUUGUCAAAGCCCACGAUGUGAAGGGGAACCUGGUGGUUGUGGCUUCCAAUUCAGUGAGUGUUAGCUCACAGAUGUUUGAGACAACACAACCCCGACAGUCUUUGCCAUCAGGGUCACAGGCCUUAAUCAAGUGGGCUGAAGAUAGGGGCUACAGUCCAGUCACAUCUUACACCAGCACCCCUACGGCAAACCUCUUCAAAAUCCGACUGAGAGAGCAAGAUGUGGUGGAUCAUGCGGAGAGGAGAUUGCCCCCUGAGCUGGCUAUCCUGCUUCAUUCCAGCCCUCUCCCAGAAAAAGGACGCUCCAGUCUGCCUUUUCACUUUGCUGCACACGUACAUGACAGUAUGCCUCAACGGUACGAUGUAGGGGCCAUGGGGGACGGGGGCCCUUUGGAUGUUGAACCUUUGGAUGUUGAACCUUUGGAUGUUGAACUCAGCGUGCAGUGUGAAGACCAUCGGAUGGUUGUCAGCAUUGACAAAAAGAGCCUCGAAGCAAAUGGAUUCGUUAAUGCCAGUGUCACGCUGACGGACCCAACAUGCAAAGCAAAAGUCAAUGAAACCCACUACACGCUGGAAACAUCUCUGACUGGAUGUGAGACCAUUGUGUUUCCAAUGCCUGACCAGCCAAUAGUCCAUUAUAUUAACUCUGUGAUAGUGAAUUCUACUGAGACGCAGGACUAUGAAGAUCAGGCACAAACUCCACACGCAGCCAUGACAAACUUCAAUUGCACAUACAGAAAAUCUGAGGAAAACCCAAAGCUGCUUCCUGGUAUUAAGAGCUCUCCUGGUCUACGCAGACCAGACUACAACGACAUAAGUCUUGAGAUGGAGCUGUACGACUGUGCGUCUCUCAGCGAGUCUUCACAUCAGCCCCUGCUCACAGUUUUUGACCAAAAGGAAGUGUUCGUGAAGAUCACAUUAAGCCCACCGGAUCGGGACAUUGGGCUCAUCAUCACCUCCUGCUUCAUUUCUCCUGACUUCAGCCCCCAAGUGUCGUCUGACUACAUGCUUAUUGAGACAGCUUGCCCCGUGGAUAACUCCUUUAAAUGGACAACCAAUCCUCAAGAGAACUUCAAUCGUUUUGCUCCAAAAGUGGAGACAACGUUUAGCUUCACCUUCAACUCAAGGUUCAACAAACCCUUUGCUUUCCUGCACUGUGGCAUCUCUCUGUGCUCACAGGGGUCUCCAGAGAACCAGGGGCUACCACAGUGUCUGGACUCCAGCGAGAGCUGUCGUUUGUCUGCGAACCAAAUCGUUCAGCUGCUGUUGAACAAAAAGAUGUUGUCCAAGCAGAUGAUUGUGGAUGAAAAUCCAGGAAGGCAUCGAGAACUUCCUACAGAUCCUGCUGGUCCAGCUGACCUGCUGUACUUGGACCCCAGCACGGUGGUGGGGAUAGCCUUCGGGGCCUUUCUUAUUGGAGUUCUGCUGACUGGGGCCCUGUGGUUCAUCUACGCACACACAGGUGGGUCAGCCGUCAGGCAGCCCAUCCAGAAGACGCAGGCGGCCUCGGAGAACAGCAGCGCCGCUCACAGCAUAGGCAGCACGCAAAGCACGCCGUGCUCCAGCAGCAGCACGGCGUAGUUGAGGACGCCGCCACGCAGGAGGCACGCGGGUCGGCUGAGGCGCCUUCACAGUAACUGGCUCAUUGUCCUCCUAGAAGUGUGAUCCAGAAAAUCAGAGCACAGCAUCAGUGCACCGCCAGAUGUGCCGGGAUCGUUCUGAGACACAUCUCUGCACAAGAAAAAGAAAAAAGUUAUUUUUGGACUUUUGUUUUUUCAAAUCUAAAUGCUGCUUUUCUGAUCACAGUACAGCCCUUUUUGUUUUGUCCUUAAACGGUUUGAUUUCUGUCCCUCUGCUCCAACCGUGAGCGAGCGCAGUUAGGAGGAGGUCAGGAAGUGAUAUGUUGAUGGCUGGACCGUAACACAUUACUUUAACACAUGCGACCUAGAACGUAGCCAAAGAGCAAGCCAACCACUAUUAGAAUGAGGACAAUACGAACUUAUCUGUCAUCAUCCUGACAAAUAGAGACAAUGGAGUUGUUGAAUGUACGAGAGAAGAAUAAAUGCCAGCAAAUGUGAAAGAACAAUGUGAAAGAGCUGCACGUAGAACUCCACGUUUUAGAAUCAUUUCAAUACUUUUCCUUUAUUACGCCGUGCAGACCAAUGUCCACGUUUUCAGAAUUAAUCCAACAUUUCAGCAACAUGUAAAACAUUUUGCUGAAGGGAAAGGAGAACGCUGAUAGGCCCACUUGUUUUUGUGCCUGUGUUAAAAAGUGCGAUUAGCUUGGCUUCGUGUUGCAGCUGGAAACAGCUGCUCCAAGAUACAUGUAGGUCAGGAGAAAUCCUGAAAAUCUAAGCUGCCACUUUAUUUGGGUUCAAAUGAUUCCUAAAGCGCCAAUUCACAUCAAAAGUCGUCUCCAGGCGCUUAAUGAAACAACUUCCAAUUUAUAUGCAGAAAUACAUGAUCAAAUCAAUCUGAUCAUAAAUACAGAUUUCAAAGUCAGUCACAUACAUUCCAGUAUGGUAAUGUGUUUGUCAAACAAUGCAGUCGAGUUCAGUUUAUUAUUGCGUUUGGUAGAGAAAGUUUUCUACGUAGGGAAAUCCAGCCAGUCGCUGGCUCCCCGUUUGCUCCCUGAAUUAGUGAUUCUUACUCUGGACUGUCAACCAUUUCUCCACUGCUGCUCACACCAAGCUUAGCUUAUCCCCUUCAGACUGUUUAAAUCCCUCAGAAAUGUUUUAAAAGGACUAUUUCGCAUUACAUUGUCCAUUGAGUCCAUUGUUGGAACAUGUUGGUUUGUUUUUUUCACUGAGCCGUUGCUUUGCCAAGCCAAGCCAUCCACCUGCUUGCAUCACAGUUGUACAGACACAAGAGUGGUCUCAAAGUUCGUCUCAGCAGUCUCUUUUUUUAUUCCCUAAAGUGUAGUUAUACAGUGCCGGCCAGAAGUUUACAUACACUUAUCAUUAGGAUGAAUGUCCUAAGAAUUUUGGGCUCUAAAGGAUGCAUUUCUUUAUGAAGAGGACCGUUAAACCAACAAACAACUUCAGUUGUGUACAUGAUCUGGUUGUGCUGCAGUUUGAAUGGCAGAUUUUCUCUAAAACAGAAGUUUUUAGACAGUACAGUCCCAAAUAUAUGCCGCCACUAAUACUUGGAUGGAUGUUCCUUUAUAGUUUCCAGAGAAACGUACUUGUGUAGAAACAUCCUGCUAACAUCAUUCUGACUGAUUAUUUGGCCAUGUACGUUGCAGAAUUUGCCCCCUCUUGACAAACAACGGUUCAAAUCAAUUAUUAAAAGCCCCAAAUCAAGAUAACAUCAUGCAAAUGAUGACUGGAUGUAAACAUUUGCAUGAAACUGUCGAUUUGUAGAUUUAUGUGAAUAUUGUAAAUAGGCAAUUGUGUUCCAAGCUAGCGUGUGUGCAUAAUUCUCUUUACUGCUUCAUCUGUGCCAGUUCCUCGUUUUUACCUGAGUAAUCUGAUCCACGGAGUUGUCUUACGGACGACAUGAACUGUGGCCAACGCUAUACCAACAGUCGUGGUUUAGCGUGUGUUAGCUGAGGCCUUGCUGUCUGUCCUUUUAGCGUGCAGCACAUUGUAACAGGACCCGACAGGAUCAUGAGAAAAUGCAGAAGAACCUUCUGUAAGCUCUGUUUGUUCCCUUUUAUCGGAGAAAACAUGUGGCAUUUUUUCUCCAUUUAAAGACACCAGACGUUCUGUGGUGUGGAAUUCCUUAUCCCACGUGGAUUUGUGUAAAUCUUGGCACUCAAAGUGUGUUGUAGAAGUUGUAGCCAAAGCUCAUUGUUGUUCCACAGGUUUCCUACAACACCACAAGCUCCCCACCGUCUUACAAGAAUGCGAAUGUUUGCUCUGUUUCUGUGUGUGUGUGUGUGUGUGUCUCAGACUGAGUGCGUGGGUAGAAGAUAUGUUUAUAUGAGAUGGCUAUAUACCUUUAAACCGAUUAACUCUCUAAAAAAAAGCGGCAACAAAAAAAAGGAAACAAUGCUUUUUGUCUCAAAGUUUAUUUUUCUUCUCUUUUCUCAUGUAAACUUGUGUACAGCUUUCUACAGAUGCUAUAAAUAGAUAUAUUUGUGUAUAAGAUUAUAUUUUGGAAUGUCUUUACGAGAGAAAUCUAUUGUCUCCUGUGUGUGGAAGUACUGUGAAUUGUGGAUUUGCUCAGAUAUACAAACACAUGGCUUGGGAAACUCUUUGUAGACUAUACAUACAAAUGUCACGCCUUGUUGAUUAAAGUGCAGUUUAGAGUGUUUUCUAAGUGAACCUAAAAACCCAUAGAAAUGUACUCACGUGCAUUUUUCUGUGUGAAACUUUCUUAAUAAAAUUCUCUGCGUGCAUGAAUCGCUAACGUUCUACACAGCUGUUUAAAACUAGGAGGGUUCAUAAAAUGCGACUCAUAACUCAACUUGUACUAAGCUAUAUGUUUUUGGUUAGCCGUGUCUCUGAACAGAAUCUCCCUCUGUAGUAGGACGUAGUCACACAGGAAACCCUCCCUGGUUCCUAGUGUGCGGCAGCCAUAUUAAAACGGAGGCACUCUGACCUUUGUGUCAUGUAGUUUUUUUGUAGUGAUGUUGCACCCUAAUAAACUACAGCCCCCACCACAAUUACUGGCGCUCUUGGGAAAGAUGAGCAGAAAGCCUUAAAUUGAUCUUUUAUUGCAGUAGCUUGAGGUCACUGUGAAAACUGCUGCAGUUUGCUGUCCUCCCCCUUCAGCUGAUAAAUCAUCACACAUGAGCACACUUGGGCCAAUAGCUAUUUACGGAUAAGGCAUGCAAUUUGUAAAUAGCACGUUCUCUUUUUUUCAAGAGUCACCAUAUUUAUGCCCCCCUGAAUCAGGAAGGCAUGGAUUAACAAAAGUUCCUAAAUCUCUGAUUAGUUUAAAAGAGUAAAGUAUAAAUUACCAAAAGUUUCCGUUCCAUUUAUUUUCAAGGGUACCAAGAAGUGUGCCCAAACAUUUUAUGAAAGCAGUUAUUCCUCAGUGUGGGAUUUUUUUUUAAUAUAUAUAUAAAUGUACUCAAAUCCAAGGUUGGAUUUCAUUAAAACUUUAAAAUCUAGUUUAUGAUUGUUUCAAUAAAAAGCUGUUCAUGUUUAAUGCUUUUUACACAUCCUUGCCAAAAUGUAUGGUGGGCCCGGUAAUUAGAGCACAAAUCCAUAGAUCUAUUGAUUGUAUUUUUUUAUGUGAUCUGACUACCUCACGUGUUUCUUUGAAUGUGGAGUUUGAAUGCCUGGUUGUAUGGAAGUGCUACAGGUUAAACAGCAGUUUAGGAUUCAAGACUCGACCGUGAUGCUAUCACAUUUAGUCAUUAUAAAAGACAUUUGAAAGCAAACAUUAAUGCUAUAACUUUUUUUUUUUGUGAGCCUUUGUAAAUGUAUUAACCUUUGAGUUAGCAGUUUAUUUUCUCUGUGUUUUUCAUAAAGUCUUUUAUACGCUGUAAAAAUGCAUGACCCCUUGUACGCCCAUUAUGGCCAAUAAAUAUUUCACAAUAAUUACGAUGA
Fundulus heteroclitus (mummichog) is the source of this 6697-nucleotide messenger RNA. RefSeq names its product transforming growth factor, beta receptor III (gene tgfbr3). Lineage: Eukaryota; Metazoa; Chordata; Actinopteri; Cyprinodontiformes; Fundulidae. Bases 273 to 2777 code for a protein of 834 amino acids. The record is from RefSeq and is a predicted model, not a curated record. The transcript is spliced from 17 exons.